Molecule: messenger RNA, 3324 nt
Organism: Salvelinus fontinalis (brook trout)
Lineage: Eukaryota; Metazoa; Chordata; Actinopteri; Salmoniformes; Salmonidae
Product: neurogenic differentiation factor 6-B-like
Exons: 2
Coding region: 298-1467 (389 amino acids)
Molecular function (GO): protein dimerization activity
Source: RefSeq, a predicted model, not a curated record
GCAGAUGGCAUGGGUACCCGCUCUGGCAGUUGGCAUGAGUGUCAUUUCUCAAAGAAAGAGUGAGAGCGAGAGAGAGAGAGAGCGAGAGGAGGGGAGAGAAGGAGAGAGAAGUGGAGAGAGAGAGUGUGAGUGAGGGGGAGAGAGAGGAAGACACCAGUAAAGGAAUGAUUCUGUCAUUUUGUUUGCGAGAAGAGAGGAGAGGAGAGAGGAGAGGAGAGAGGAGAGGGUGGCACAGAACAGAGAGAAGGGAGAUACUAGAGAACAUGCACACCGCCCGCUGACAUACAUUCAGGAAUCAUGUUGACUUUACCGUAUGAAGAACCAGAUAUGACGUAUGAGCCCCGGUUUGGAGCCAACUACCCCCUUGGGAGCUUACCGGACCUGGAGCAAGACCCGAUACACAGCCUGAACGUCACGUCGAACCCGGAGAGAGAGUGCGAGGAGGAGCCAGACCCAAUACACAGCCUGGACGUCACGUCGGACCCAGAGGAGGGUGACAUCUCAGAAAGAGAGGACGAGGAAGAAGAGAAAGAGGACGACAACCAGCAGGAUGAAAACGGCCUCCCCAGAAAGAGAGGACCACGGAGAAAGAAGUCGACUAAAGGUAGACAGGAGAGGGUCAAGGUGCGCCGUCAUGAGGCAAACGCCCGCGAGCGCAGCAGGAUGCACGGUCUGAACGAUGCGUUAGAGAGCCUCCGAAAGGUGGUGCCCUGCUACUCCAAGACCCAGAAGCUCUCCAAGAUAGAGACUCUGCGCCUGGCGAAGAACUACAUCUGGGCCCUGUCGGAGACUCUGUCUGCGGGCAAAAAGCCAGACCUUCUGGGGUUCGUUCAAACUCUGUGUAAGGGCCUGUCCCAGCCCACGACCAACCUGGUGGCUGGCUGUCUCCAGCUGAAAGCCAGGUCCUUCCUCACGGACCACAACGGAGAGGUGACGUACCCCAGUAGUACGGCCCACUACGACAACAUGUACCCCUACCCCGGGGUAGAUCUGGGCACGGCCCCUGGACAAGGCUGCAGCACCCUGGACAGCGCCAAGCCAUCCUACCACAGCCGGCACUACAGCUACGGUGGCCAGUACGAGCCGUACUACGACCACACGUCUCCUGAGGGAGGAAGGGAGGGACACGUAGGCGGACAGAUCAGCCCUCCUCUGAACUUUAACGGGAUAUUCUCUCUGAAACACGACGAACCGGAGGAGUACGGAAAGAGCGGCCACUAUGGGAUGAGAUACAGUUCUGUGCCCGGUCACGGCUCCCUCGGCUCGCCAUCCAUGUACCGGGUCUCGCCAGAGGGCCGGUUACACUAUGAAUUACACCUUCGGUCCGCCGGGCAGAGCUACAAGGCUGGGACUCAGAGCCAGCAGGCAGAGCUACAAGGCUGGGACUCAGAGCCAGCAGGCAGAGCUACCAGGCUGGGACUCAGAGCCAGCAGGCAGAGCUACCAGGCUGGGACUCAGAGCCAGUAGGCAGAGCUACCAGGCUGGGACUCAGAGCCAGUAGACAGAGCUACCAGGCUGGGACUCAGAGCCAGUAGGCAGAGCUACCAGGCUGGGACUCAGAGCCAGUAGGCAGAGCUACCAGGCUGGGACUCAGAGCCAGUAGGCAGAGCUACCAGGCUGGGACUCAGAGCCAGCAGGCAGAGCUACCAGGCUGGGACUCAGAGCCAGCAGGCACAGCUACCAGGCUGGGACUCAGAGCCAGCAGGCAGAGCUGCCAGGCUGGGACUCAGAGCCAGUAGGCAGAGCUACCAGGCUGGGACUCAGAGCCAGCAGGCAGAGCUACCAGGCUGGGACUCAGAGCCAGUAGGCAGAGCUGCCAGGCUGGGACUCAGAGCCAGUAGGCAGAGCUACCAGGCUGGGACUCAGAGCCAGUAGACAGAGCUGCCAGGCUGGGACUCAGAGCCAGUAGACAGAGCUACCAGGCUGGGACUCAGAGCCAGUAGACAGAGCUACAAGGCUGGGACUCAGAGCCAGUAGACAGAGCUACCAGGCUGGGACUCAGAGCCAGUAGACAGAGCUACAAGGCUGGGACUCAGAGCCAGUAGACAGAGCUACCAGGCUGGGACUCAGAGCCAGUAGACAGAGCUACAAGGCUGGGACUCAGAGCCAGUAGACAGAGCUACCAGGCUGGGACUCAGAGCCAGUAGGCAGAGCUGCCAGGCUGGGACUCAGAGCCAGUAGGCAGAGCUACCAGGCUGGGACUCAGAGCCAGUAGGCAGAGCUACCAGGCUGGGACUCAGAGCCAGUAGGCAGAGCUACCAGGCUGGGACUCAGAGCCAGUAGGCAGAGCCAUAAUUAAUAGAACACUUAAAAGGUUAUAUUCCCCCUGUUACUAUUCAUCACACACACACACACACACACACACACACACACACACACACACACACACACACACACACACACACACACACACACACACACACACACACACACACACACACACACACACACACACACAGAUCACCAGUGGAAGGAGCACGGUGCGCCAAUGCAAGUGUUUAAAAUGCAAUUUAUUGAUUGAUGAGUUUAUGAAUUUAUGAAUUUCUUCCCUAUGUAUUGAAUUAUCUAUGUAACUAUUUGUUUAUUAAUUGACGUUAACAUAUAGCAGUUUGUCACCGGGAAUUUGACACUGGUUUGAUUGCAAAUGUUGUGUAAAAAUAUUUUCUAUUGUGUUUUUAGAAUUGGGCCUAUAUCUAUAGCUGAUAAACAACUAGGCUACUGAAUCAUAUUAAUACAAUUACUAUGGAAACUUGGAGAUGACUUGGAGAUGACCAGCGAUGUCGAUUAGCAAGGUAAAAAGCAAACACGAAUUAUCAUCUCAUCAGGGAAUUAUGUUUCAUUUGAUUUGUUUUCGUAUCGCCGUGAGGAGACCUGCAACAAUCUUCUAUAAAGAGACGCAAUGACAGAAAUAUCCGUACUAUAGGAAUAGAUUUGGGAGAUUCUGGAGAUAAACAAACAUGUUAAACACUGUUUUUGUCCCACAUAAGAAACGCCUCUGUAAUGCUAUAGGCCUUUCUGCUGACUGGGUGCGUGUUGGAUAUAGGUGUUGAAAUAAGGCUCAUUAAUUAUGUCAUCGUGCCAAAGCCUCAAAGCAGCAGGUAAUAUUAGCUCAAAGUGUGCUGAAAUCAAAUGAACACUUCACCUGUAUAAAAGUCAAAGGAAAAUGCAUUUGUAUUUAAAUUAGUGUAAAAAUAAGGUGAAUGUGAUCGAUUAAUGUAUAUGAAAAAAUGAUGAUCCAUUAGUUUACGAAUAGGCCUACUUCAUUUUUUGUCUCAAUAAUGUAUUUAAAAAAUAAUGUGAAUUAUAUAAUUUUGUGAAAAUGUU